UCCGCGGCAGCGGCGGAUUUUUCUGGAUUUGAUUGUGACUCGCCAGAUUUAAGGCAUUCAAGAAAGGUAGAUGUCGCCGCUUGCAUCGCCGAUUGCUUGGAUUUGGAUUUUGAGGCGACCAAAAAUUGCAGCUACAAUUCUCAGACCGGAAAAGCCAUCGUGAAAUACGAGAAUUUUCAGGAAGACGGAUGUCCAAAGUGCUUUCUCGAUAGGAAAAAUUUCAAAGUGUACAAGGCAGCUAUUGAUAUAAAUCCAGUGGUAUCCCGUCUGGUUUGCGGAAAAAAGAUCGUUUUCGCAAACAUAGCAAUUCCGUGCGACUACGACAUGGCGGCAAUGCUUUGCGGAAUAAUUUGGCAAUCGGAGCGACACUGGCUUCCGAAAGACUUUGACGAGGUGCGAUGCAUCAUCGAAACCUUGCCCGAAAGUAUUCAACGGAUAGGAAAAUUGCGAUUGGUGGCGUACAGAAGCAGCUGCAGCAAGGAAUUCUUCUUCUGCACCACCGACACGCCGCGCUCGUUACGAAAAUCGUUCUUGUUCGAGGAGCUGAAUAACCAAACAUUGGCACCGAACGCAACGUGCGCCCUUUUUGACUUCAAAGUAAAAAAUAAGAAGGCUGUCGACGUCAGUCUCAGAGCCACGGAUUGCAAGGAAAAGGCUUAUACUGUGUGCGAGUUGGAAGAGUGAUAUUUUUUUGCAGUUGAAGUUCUCU
Cloeon dipterum is the source of this 709-nucleotide messenger RNA. RefSeq lists its product as uncharacterized. Bases 325 to 684 code for a protein of 119 amino acids. The record is from RefSeq and is a predicted model, not a curated record. The transcript has 6 exons. NCBI's taxonomy places the organism in Eukaryota, Metazoa, Arthropoda, Insecta, Ephemeroptera, Baetidae.